Molecule: messenger RNA, 5132 nt
Organism: Anolis carolinensis (green anole)
Lineage: Eukaryota; Metazoa; Chordata; Lepidosauria; Squamata; Anolidae
Gene: ptdss1
Product: phosphatidylserine synthase 1
Exons: 13
Coding region: 1-1419 (472 amino acids)
Biological process (GO): phosphatidylserine biosynthetic process
Molecular function (GO): L-serine-phosphatidylethanolamine phosphatidyltransferase activity
Source: RefSeq, a predicted model, not a curated record
AUGGCGUCGUACGGUGGGAGUCGGACCCUGAGCAAAGACGACGUGAAUUACCGGCUGCACUUUCGCAUGAUCAACGAGCAGCAGGUGGAGGACAUCACGCUGGAGUUCUUCUACCGGCCCCACACCAUCACCCUCCUCAGCUUCACCACCCUCAGCCUCAUGGCCUUCGCCUUCACCAGGGAUGAUACAACCCCAGAAGAUAAUAUCUGGAAAGGCAUCCUAUCUGUGAUUUUCUUCUUUCUUAUUAUCAGUGUUCUAGCUUUUCCAAAUGGUCCUUUCACUCGUCCACAUCCUGCAAUAUGGCGCAUGGUUUUUGGGUUGAGUGUUCUGUAUUUUCUCUUUCUGGUGUUCCUACUCUUCCUUAACUUUGAGCAGGUAAAAUCAGUAAUGUAUUGGCUGGAUCCUAAUCUCCGAUACGCUACAAGAGAAGCAGACAUAAUGGAAUAUGCAGUGAAUUGCCAUAUAAUCACGUGGGAACGAAUCCUCAGCCAUUUUGACAUAUUUGCCUUUGGACACUUCUGGGGCUGGGCAAUGAAGGCAUUGUUGAUCCGCAGUUAUGGUCUGUGCUGGACUAUUAGUAUUACCUGGGAGUUAACUGAGCUGUUCUUCAUGCACCUACUGCCUAAUUUUGCUGAAUGCUGGUGGGAUCAAGUCAUUUUGGACAUCCUGCUUUGUAACGGGGGUGGCAUCUGGUUAGGCAUGGUAGUUUGCCGUUGGUUGGAGAUGAGGACCUAUCACUGGGCAAGCUGCAAGGAUAUUCAUUCAACCACAGGUAAAAUCAAGAGAGCUGUAUUGCAGUUCACUCCAGCAAGCUGGACAUAUGUUCGCUGGUUUGAUCCCAAAUCUUCAUUUCAAAGAGUGGCUGGAGUAUACCUUUUCAUGAUUGUCUGGCAGUUGACUGAACUGAACACAUUUUUCUUGAAACAUAUCUUUGUUUUCCAAGCAAGUCAUCCCUUAAGCUGGGGUAGGAUCCUUUUCAUUGGAAUCAUCACAGCACCUACUGUCAGACAAUACUAUGCUUACCUGACAGAUACACAGUGCAAACGAGUAGGAACUCAGUGCUGGGUUUUUGGAGCUAUUGGUUUCCUUGAAGCUAUUGUAUGUAUCAAAUUUGGUCAGGACCUCUUCUCCAAAACGCAGAUAUUGUAUGUGGUGUUUUGGCUCAUUUGUCUGGCUGUUACUACUUUCCUAUGUUUAUAUGGAAUGGUUUGGUAUGCAGACCACUACGGACGAGAAAAGACUUUGUCAGAGAGUGAGGACAGCUCAUACAUUGCAGAUGCUUCCUGGUCUAACUCUAAAUUCUCUAGAGGAAUGGAAGAGAGUCCACCUAAACACUCCAACUAUAAUGAGAACCAUUCAUCUAGGAGGAGGAAUCGCCAUUCAAAAACAAAAGUAACCAACGGGAUUGGCAAAAGAUAGAGGGGGGAAAGAAAGCAAGAAAAAGAAGGAUGGUCAGUUUCUAGAUUUGUUCGGGAAGUGUGCCUGAAAGCAAAGAAGCGAAACGGCCUGGUUCUGCAUUCCUUGCUUGAAGGUCAACUCAAGAAGAGGAGGAGAUGGAGAGGACAUCUUCAGCAACCAGCAGCCUUGGACCUUCUUAAAAUGGAGCUCAUUCAUGUGUUGCAAAUCAUUAGCUGCUGUCGCUUGCCAGUCACUGGCUUCCAGCUAACUUCUGCACUUGACACUCAGACCAGUAAUCCUAUCUUUUUAACGGCAAAACCGUUACUUCUCCCCUGAGGAGCUCAUGUCAUAGUCUUUGUUGAAGUAGUAUGAAAGACUUCUUGAAGGCCUCUAGUUGAAAAGAAUAACCCAAAGUCAGCCAGCGGUCAGUUGGUUUUGUUUUGUUAUACUUUUUAAAUUUGUAUUUUUGUUUAUUUGUGUUGUUUAACAGAUUUAGUGUGAUGGGAAGAGGAUUGAAAGAUAACCCUGCCUUCCUUCUUGAUCUAACAGCUAAACUUAACCUUUUAGGAAAGGAAUCUUCCCAGAUUUCGAUCAGCAGGGUGGCAAGUGUUAGAAAUUGUAUUCCUAAUUCUGUCCACUAUAUAUACAUGUUUAUAUAUGUAUAUUUCUAUCGAAUAUUCAUUGUUUUUAUUCUCAUCUAGACAUUCAUACUAUUCUCUUCCACAGCCAGGGUUGUUCCUGCCCAUAUUGGAAAGGCAUGGACCCAGACUCAAAGACAUAUUUGCACUCUUUGUUUCCUUUUUUUUGGGGCAUGUAUGUAUUCUGUACAUUUAUAAUACGACAGGCAUAUCAUACUAUGCAAACAGGUUCUUCUUGAUAGAUAUGAAUUCUUAAUAGCUACUAAAUGAUCCUAGUGUUCAUGUAGAAUGAAUUCUUAAAGGUUUGCAAAUCUGAUAAGAUUGUCUGCCCAGAACAAUUCUGCACUAAUACGCUUUGUUUGACCCCCUUUUUACAACCUCACUAAUCACUCCCCACCUCCGGCCAGUUUUAUAGAGUGCGUCAAUUGUUUGUUUGUUUACGCAGUGGCUUUGUUAAAAAAGAUACUAUGAAAUAAACUUCUUGAUUACAAAACAGGCUCAUUUCCAGAAAAGAGAACUGGCACCAUAAUUUAGCCCCCUAGAUUGAGCUAUUAGACUUUUUAAAAAAAGAAAAGCAUGACCUUUUAGAGAUCAUAACCUUUUAGAGAAGAGCCAAAAACCUGUUUGAGUAGAAUCUUCUCAAGUUGUAUACAACCAAAUGUAAUUAUGCACUUCAGUUGUUCAAGUGAAUAACCUAUUGUCUCUGAUCUGUUGAGAAACAGAGAAUAUGGUAGUACAUAAAAAUAGCAGUUCUUCAGAAGUGUUUUUCAGUGCCCCAAAAUAUAUCUGUUCUCCCAUAAAACAAUUUGUUUUAUAUUAUGCACUCAAGAGACAAAAUAAAGUAGGCUUUAGUAAAGAUAACAUAUUUGGUUUACUUACAAUCUUCAAGUGUUCAGCAUACACAGGUACACAACUUAUCAGUUACAGAUAUGUUUGAGAUAGUUUCUGUGCCAUCUGGUCAGAACAUCUCUCUUACAAUAAACAGCAAGUGUUUGCAAGUUUUGAUCUGAGCUGUCUCAAAGUCCAAAGAAGUCUGUGCUCUGCUUUUCUCAGAGUGGAUCAUCUGGUCUGCAGCCCCUCUCACAACUUCUCAGGAAAACAUAGAGCAAGGAAAGAAAGCUGCAUACCAGAACAUACAUACAAUGUAAACAACAGGAUUAUAGAUAAAUUACUAUAGGAGGCUUGAAGAAGGUUAUAAUUUCCAACAUUUUUACCUCGAGUUUAUUUUCUGUUUUUAGUCAGCCUUUCUUUGAGUGUGCCAAUUAGGUUGUGUUGGGUGGUUAUUCCAGAAGAUUUGGCAGAAGUGACAAAUUAAGUAAGAAUCUACAUACUAAUCAUAAUACGUCAUCCAGAGAGUGCUGCUUGCUGUGAUAUAUGGCACAGAAUGUGCACUGCAAGUUCUGAAAGAUCAUCAAGACUUCAGCAUACAAGUAAAGUAACUGAAAAUAGAAAAUAACCCCAUAAUCCAUUAUGUUUAAUGUGCCGCAGAAGACCAGCUUUUUGAAUGCAGACACAAUACAGCAGCUAAUCAAUGAAAACUUUUGCUUUUCAAUCAUAAAUGUGCAACCUUUCUCACCCAAAGCUGCUAUAUCCAGUUUGCUGCCACUCUGCUAAAUGUUUCAGGUUGGAUAAAUAUAUAUAUGCUUAGAGCAUCUAUUUCUCCAGCAUAUCUUGUUUUCUCAUUUGUAUUCUGAAGUUGUGAACUGAUAACUUCCUUGUGUUCUUGGCAUGCUGCACAAUUCUUGAAUGUAUUUCAUUUGGAUGUUUCAGUCUUAUCUUAGAAUUCCUUGUCAUUUCCAAUGUGUUUUUCUGUUUUUCAAGACCAAAGCUGGAAGAUUUUAAGGUUCUUGGGGAAUAUUCCAAAUAGUUUAGUAUCGUUAAGAAUAAUACCUUCUAAAGAACCUACCCUUUUCUGCAGAGCUUAGAAUAUUCAAAAGUCUGGUUUUCCAGGAGUCAAUAAUAAAGUACCUGUUCACUCGGCUAAAGAUGUGGCCAGUAGUGCUGUUUCAUGUCCAAAGGUCACUUUUGUCAACUAAAACUAGCAUUUCUAUGCACUGUUCUUUCAAAUACAGGCUGGAGUUUGCCUGUAUUAAAGACUGUAUAUGUGCUGGUCUUUUGCUAUAGCAGGUCUGGUAUACGCACAAAUCUUUAUGGAUCCAGGCCUCUGUGCAUUUCAUUAUUAAUACCAAGGAAUAGUAGAGUAUGACUGUGAAUGAGUUCAGAGGACUAGCAUUCCUUAACCUAUGUAGAAAGCAACAAGUAUCCUACCAUUUGAAACAUAAAUUAUAUAAACAAAAUAUUGCAUGAACUAUGGGCAUUUUCUGCAAAGCCAUCAGGUUAUCUUCUCUCAAGGUAAUACGUACUGUCUGGUUUCAUACUCAGUUUGCAGGGUGAUACAAUUACUCUGUUUUCCGUGGCUAUGAGGCCCAGCCAACCUAGUAAAAAUAGGGAAACAGGGCUUUUUCAAGUCUUGAGAUACAGUGGAGUCACACUUGAGGGUUUUCUCCCUUAACUAGUGAGAUCUACACGUGAGCUGUAAUACAGCUAAAUCCUAGUAUUGAGAACUUUUGGAGGUACUGAUUUGCACCCAUUUGUAUGUUUUUAAAUCUGCUUUCUUUUUGCUUUUUUCAUGACCGCUUUCUUUUAUUUUUCUACUUCUGUACAAUCCAGGUUGUGAUGGUUUCUUUCUCACAUUAAUCAUUUACAGUAUGUGUAUUGAAGAAGCGGAUGACCUGGUUCCUCCGGAGACUGCCAUAUCGGUCAUUGAUGGGGGUGGCGGGAAGAAGGAGGCAUUAACCUUCUAUUCCAUAACAUAAAGUUAAUGGGUGAUGUUGGCGGGGACAAGCUCUGAUGCAAAUAAUUGAUUGUGGUGAGUUUUUAAAAUUAAGAAUUAAGAUCAAAAAGAAUACAAAACAGGAAUGGAAAAAUCUAGCCACCCAAGUAAGCCUAUUGCCAACUGCUAGUAUCAUACCCAGUCAAACCUGGGUACACCCUGUUAUGUAUGAAAAAACGGUGUCUUAAUGCAUACAUUGAAUUUGGUUUCAGUUCUGCCUUUGGUUAUUCACCUGUGAAAAAUAAAGUCCUGAAUGCCUGGGA